Molecule: messenger RNA, 2021 nt
Organism: Formica exsecta
Lineage: Eukaryota; Metazoa; Arthropoda; Insecta; Hymenoptera; Formicidae
Product: threonylcarbamoyladenosine tRNA methylthiotransferase
Exons: 2
Coding region: 288-1913 (541 amino acids)
Biological process (GO): tRNA methylthiolation
Cellular component (GO): endoplasmic reticulum
Molecular function (GO): tRNA (N(6)-L-threonylcarbamoyladenosine(37)-C(2))-methylthiotransferase activity; 4 iron, 4 sulfur cluster binding
Source: RefSeq, a predicted model, not a curated record
GGGAGACGCUAUUAGCGCUAACAGCGUCGUUCUAUCUUUGUUACUUAUUGAAAGUUGAACAAAGACAGAACACGCUCAUAGCGCUAAAAGUGUGCUCCCCGAACUCAGCCUAGAUAUACUAUGUCUAUGGUCUAGAUAUACUAUGUCUAUGGUACCCCCCUUACCUCAGGGAACGAAUCGUUGACGCGUAGUGUACACGUGCACUUAACCUCGAAGUAUUUCAUGAAACGUUUUCAAAGAGAGCGCAAUAAAAAACCUCCUGGUGAUCAUUUUUAAAUUCGUCAAAUAUGCCUGCUCCAUGCGAAGACAUUAUCGAGGACAUCGAAGAUUUAAUCGCGUCGCAAGACAUAACGCCUAAAGAAAGAUAUAGCUCGAGGAAACAUAUUACGAUACGACCGAAACGAAGAAAGCAAGCGCAGGAGGAAGUUUCACAGCCGCCUAUCUUGUCAAGUAUAAUACCCGGCACGCAGACGAUCUACGUGAAAACAUGGGGUUGUACGCACAAUAAUUCGGACACUGAAUAUAUGGCCGGACAGCUGGCAUUGUACGGUUACAAUUUGUCUGACGAUAAGCUAAAAGCAGACUUGUGGCUUCUGAAUUCGUGCACCGUCAAGAAUCCUGCGGAGGAUCAGUUUAGGAAUGAAAUUGAAUAUGGCAAGAAAAUGGCCAAGCACAUUGUAGUUGCCGGAUGUGUACCACAAGGUGCUCCAAAAUCCUCCUUCCUACAAGGAUUGAGUAUAAUCGGAGUACAACAGAUUGACCGAGUAGUGGAAGUUGUGGAGGAAACCUUAAAAGGAAAUACAGUGAAAUUUUUACAUCAGAAAAAGAAUUCUGGUAAGAAGAUGGGUGGCGCUUCGCUGAGUCUUCCAAAAGUGCGGCGUAAUCCACUUAUUGAGAUCAUAGCUAUCAAUACAGGUUGCUUGAAUCAAUGUACCUACUGUAAAACAAAACACGCGCGAGGAGAACUGGGCAGUUAUCAUCCAGAAGAGAUAGUUGAGCGAACUAAACAGGCUUUUGAAGAGGGCGUGUGCGAGUUGUGGCUCACAUCGGAAGACACAGGCGCCUACGGUAAAGACAUCGGUUCCAGUUUGCCGGAAUUGUUAUGGAAACUGAUAGAUGUGAUUCCGGAAGGUUGUAUGAUGCGUGUAGGCAUGACCAAUCCACCAUACAUCCUCGAGCAUCUGGACGAGAUGGCUAAAAUCUUGCGACAUCCCAAAGUCUACAGUUUCCUGCACAUUCCGGUGCAAUCUGGCAGCGAUCAGGUGCUAGCCGAUAUGAAACGGGAGUACACAUGCGCUGAUUUCGAGCACUCGGUGAAUUUCCUGAGGGAUCGAGUGCCAGGUCUAACCAUCGCCACGGAUAUUAUUUGCGGCUUUCCCACUGAAACAGAAGUGGAUUUCGAACAGACGAUGACACUCUGCCAAAAAUAUAAGUUUCCGAGCCUCUUCAUCAAUCAGUUUUUUUCCCGGCCCGGCACACCCGCUGCUAGGAUGCCAAAGGUGCCCGCACAAGAGGUGAAGACCAGGACUAGAAGAUUAUCGGAAUUUUUCCAAUCGUACGAACCGUACCAACAUAAAGUGGGACUGUUGCAGAAAGUGCUAGUGACAGAGGUGUCACACGAUAAACAGCAUUACGUAGGCCAUAACAAAUUCUACGAACAGGUGUUGAUUCCCAUGAAGGAGAAGUAUAUGGGAAAAAUGGUUGACGUGAAAAUUAUAGAAGCGACAAAGUUUUCCAUGAAAGGGGAACCAAUUAGCGAAGGCGCAUCCCCGGCACUAAAAUCUUCUCUAUCGCGAGAAAUAGCCCUCCACAGAGCACUAGAAGAGACGAAGCCGUCGAGAUAUGGAAUAGCAACGAUUACGACAAUCUUUUUUGCUGUAAUAAUUAGGAUAUUAUGGAAAUUUUUAACUUAAAUAUAUAUAACUUAUUCUAAUAUUAUAUAUAAAUAGAGAUUAUAUAUACUGAAUACAUUAUAUACAUUACACACAAUGUGAAAUAAAUGUGGAAUUUUAUGUGCAUAA